Messenger RNA from Quercus robur (English oak), 3050 nucleotides. RefSeq lists its product as uncharacterized. Lineage: Eukaryota; Viridiplantae; Streptophyta; Magnoliopsida; Fagales; Fagaceae. Bases 524 to 2773 code for a protein of 749 amino acids. The record is from RefSeq and is a predicted model, not a curated record. Gene Ontology annotation, molecular function: protein binding. Gene Ontology annotation, biological process: regulation of ubiquitin-dependent protein catabolic process. The transcript has 14 exons.
AUCCCACUCUUCUCCUCCCUAUCUUCACCGUAUACCCACCCAUAUACACCCACUCUUUCUCUUUAUAUUUUUUGUAUUUGUUGUAUUGCUUCUACCUCUUCGCCCAGCACUAAAUUAAAUUCAUCUCUAGUUCAGAAAGUGAGAGAGAUCGCCGGCGGAGAUCAAUGGCCGUCGAAGAGAGUCGUUCGAAGGAUGAGGCACCUACUCUCAGAUCAGCGUUCUCUCUUAUUUAUUUGAUUAGUUUUAUGAGAAAGAUUGGGGUUUGUCUUUGUCUUGACUGUUCAUUAGCUAAAAAACCUUUUUGAGUUUUAGAGAGGCCGAUACUGUUGGAUACUUUUUGAGUCAAGCUUUUAAAGAAAGAAGUCAAUUCAAAUCCCAUUGGAUACUUUAUCCUCAUGGAAAAUAAAACAAAGAAGGAGUCUUGUACAAUCACAAUUCACAACAACUCGCGGUUUUCCGGUGCUGGAAAUUCCACUCAUUUCUACAUCAAAAUCUCUGUUUUGCCACUACCUGUCGGUGACGGAUGGGUGUCCUUUUCAGCGUUCCGUGGAAGAAAAAGACUCCUGCCAAACGCCGCGUUGGAGAGCGGAUCCGGUGUCCGAAAUUGGAACCUUGCAUUUUUAUCGCGAAUAGUGCUCCAAUCUGGGACAUGCAGACUCUGCAGCGUCAUGAACAGCAGGUGCAAAAACUUGUGAAGAUGGGCUUUGAUGAGGCUGAUGUGAGAAGUGCUCUGGAAUAUGGUAAUGAAAUCUCGGCUAUUAAAAUGCUGCGCUUUGCAGAGUGCGCAUGGGCUGGUAAUGAUACAAAUACAAAGCUAUGGCAGCCUGAUGAGCAGCAGGUGCAAAAACUUGUGGAGAUGGGCUUUGCUGAAGCAGCUGUCGGAAGUGCUCUGGAAGCUGUUAAUGGGGAUGAAAUCUUGGCUAUUAAAAUGCUUUGCUUUGAAGAGUGUGGACCAGCUGGAAUUGAUACAUAUAGAAAGCUAUGGCAGCCUGAUGAGCAGCAGGUGCAAAAACUUGCGGAGAUGGGCUUUGCUGAAGCAGCUGUGAGAAGUGCUCUGGAAGCUGUUAAUGGGGAUGAAAUCUUGGCUAUUAAAAUGCUUCGCUUUGCAGACUGUGGACCAGCUGGUAUUGAAACAUAUAGAAAGCUAUGGCAGCCUGAUGAGCAGCGGGUGCAAAAACUGGUGGAGAUGGGCUUUGCUGAAGCUGCUGUGAGAUGUUCUCUGGAAGCUGUUAAUGGUGAUGAAAUCUUGGCUAUUAAAAUGCUUCGCUUUGCAGAGUGUGCACGGGCUGGAAAUGAUACAAAUACAAAGCUAUGGCAGCCUGAUGAGCAGCAGGUGCAAAAAUAUAUUGGGAUGGGCUUUGCUGAAGCUGCUGUGAGAAGUGCUCUGGAAGCUGUUAAUGGUGAUGAAAUCUUGGCUAUUAAAAUGCUUCGCUUUGAAGAGUGUGCACGGGCUGGAAAUGAUACAAAUACAAAGCUAUGGCAGCCUAAUGAGCAGCAGGUGCAAAAAUAUAUGGAGAUGGGCUUUGCUGAAGCUGCUGUGAGAAGUGCUCUGGAAGCUGUUAAUGGCAAUGAAAUCUUGGCUAUUAAAAUGCUUUGCUUUGCAGAGUGUGGACCAGCUGGAAUUGAUACAUAUAGAAAGCUAUGGCAGCCUGAUGAGCAGCGGGUGCAAAAACUUGUUGAGAUGGGCUUUACUAAAGCUGCUGUGAGAAGUGCUCUGGAAGCUAUUAAUGGUGAUGAAAUCUUGGCUAUUAAAAUGCUUCGCUUCGCAGAGUGUGUGCGGGCUGGAAAUGAUACAACUACAAAGCUAUGGCAGCCUGAUGAGCAGCGGGUGCAAAAACUUGUGGAGAUGGGCUUUGUUGAAGAUGCUGUGAGAAGUGCUCUGGAAGCUGUUAAUGGUGAUGAAACCUUGGCUGUUAAAAUGCUUCGCUUUGCAGAGUGUGCACGGGUUGGAAAUGAUACAAAUACAAAGUUGUGGCAGCCUGAUGAGCAGCAGGUGCAAAAACUUGUGGAGAUGGGCUUUGCUGAAGCCACUAUGAGAAGUGCUCUGGAAGCUGUUAAUGGUGAUGAAAUCUUGGCCAUUAAAAUGCUUCGCUUUGCAGAGUUUGGACCAGCUAGAAUUAAUACAUAUAGAAAGCUAUGGCGGCCUGAUGAGCAGCGGGUGCAAAAACUUGCGGAGAUGGGCUUUGCUGAAGCUGUUGUGAGAAGUGCUCUGGAAGCUGUUAAUGGUGAUGAAAUCUUGGCUAUUAAAAUGCUUCGCUUUGCACAGUUUGCACGGGCUGGAAAUUCUACAAAUACAAAGCCUGAUGAGCAGCGGGUGCAAAAACUUGUGGAGAUGGGCUUUGCUGAAGCUGCUGUGAGAAGUGCUCUCGAAGCUGUUAAUGGUGUUGAAAUCUUGGCUAUUAAAAUGCUUCGCUUUGCAGAGUGUGCACGGGCUGGAAAUGAUACAAAUACAAAGCUAUGGCAGCCUGAUGAGCAGCAGGUCCAAAAACUUGUGGAGAAGUGCUGUGAUGAUGCUGCUGGGAGAAGUGCUAUGGAAGCUCCUGUGAGAAGUGCUCUGGAAGCUGUUAAUGGUGAUGAAAAAUAUGCUAUUACAAUGCUUCUCUUUGCAGCGCGUGUACAGUCUUCGAACGAUAUAAAGACAAAGGAGGUGCAAAAUCUUGUUGCUGUGGAAGUGCUCUUGAUGCUGUUUAUUAUUUGUUUAUUUUUUAUUUUUUUGCUGAACUCUGAAGCUGUUAAUGGAGAUGAAAUCUUGGCUUUUAAAUUGAUGAAGUGAAUAAUCCUCCCAUGCAAGUGUCACGUGAGCAUGGAAAUGGAUGUAUGGCAUUCAUCCAAAGUUGUGAACUUAUUAGAGACCAAGAAAUUCAUUCUCAACUCCAAUCAGACCUUAUCAAUCAUUUAUGGCAAUUUCAUGGCGAGUUUUUAUUGUAAUUUCAUGUGUUAUGUUUGUGAACUUUUUGUGGACUUCAUUGCUAGUUUAGUGUUGCUGAAAACUAUUUCAAGUGGAGAAGGUGAAUUUUAUGUUGCAUUUAUAAUAUGUUUGCCUUUUGAUA